AUGAAAACUGUAGAGAAAACCGAAAAUAAAUGUUUACUAAAGUUACUUUCUAGCUACAGCACUUAUUUGAGCGACAAUAAGGAAUCUCUUUUGCCAAAAUUUUCCGGAUUUUAUGGUUUUAAAUCAAAAGCAAUAGACAUUAAAUUAGUAUCUAUGAACAAUUUACUACCUUCUAACAUAAAAAUGCACCAACGAUUUGAUCUGAAAGAUUUUAUAUGCGAACUUCAUCCUAAGGGCAUAUUUGUGAAGCCAGAAAUUCGCUUAGCUCUUCUCGAAACAAUAGAAAGAGAUUGUAAAAUACUAAAAGAUAUUAAUAUAAUGGAUUAUAGUCUUUUAAUGGGCAUUCAUAACAUCGACCAUCCUUUGAAAAUCGAUGACGAUAUUUCAUCAAACACUUACACUUUAAGGCUGGCAGCUAAGGCCUGGUGGGAGAGUUUGAUGAAUGAUUCGGUAGAAGAGAAAAGUAUUCAAUCAGACGUUGGAACUUUGUCAGAUGAAAAUUAUGCUUCGUUGAAACGUAGCAUACCUGCUAAAAGUGUCAAUGGUGAUAGAUUAUUACUAUUUGUUGGAAUUAUUGACAUACUCCAAACUUAUGGAAAAACGAAAAGCCUAGAGCGUAGUCUUAAAUCAUUGAAAUUGAAGUUUACAUGUCUUAGUGCGACAAAAAGUGCCGACUCUAUUUCUGUACAACCUCCGGAGUUCUAUGCUUCUAGAUUUCUUAAGUAUAUGACUGACUCUGUGUUCAAGCCAAUGUUAUCUCCUCAAGAACUUGAUGAACUAUACAAGCAACCAAUCAACAUGUUGAGUCACUGUUGA
Molecule: messenger RNA, 816 nt
Organism: Acyrthosiphon pisum (pea aphid)
Lineage: Eukaryota; Metazoa; Arthropoda; Insecta; Hemiptera; Aphididae
Product: phosphatidylinositol 4-phosphate 5-kinase type-1 alpha-like
Exons: 3
Coding region: 1-816 (271 amino acids)
Biological process (GO): phosphatidylinositol phosphate biosynthetic process
Cellular component (GO): plasma membrane
Molecular function (GO): 1-phosphatidylinositol-4-phosphate 5-kinase activity
Source: RefSeq, a predicted model, not a curated record